Fusarium keratoplasticum is the source of this 813-nucleotide messenger RNA. RefSeq names its product N-acetyltransferase domain-containing protein. The record is from RefSeq and is a predicted model, not a curated record. The coding region runs from base 187 to 813 and encodes 208 amino acids. Gene Ontology annotation, molecular function: acyltransferase activity, transferring groups other than amino-acyl groups. The transcript is spliced from 2 exons. Lineage: Eukaryota; Fungi; Ascomycota; Sordariomycetes; Hypocreales; Nectriaceae.
CAACAAGGGUUCCAUGUUGACCGUCGCCAAGAUGAGGCCAGCCUGCAUCUCAUCUCGACGGGUCUUGACAACUGCCGAGUGGAUCUGGGGUGGUCACGUGGGUUAGUUGCUCAACAUCGUGAGCCUGGUUGGUCCAUCAACUUCCCACCACCGACUUGCGGCAAUUGCUUUACCUUGAGACCCAGAAUGUCUUUUGAGAUUGUUGUCCCCUCCGAGAAUGACGCCCCCAGCAUGGCCAGUGUCCAUCUGGACGCAAUGGAUCCCAAUUUGCUGAUGCAUGCCCAAUUUCCGAACACCGAGAGCCUGGAAUUCCUUCGAGGCUGGCUUUGCAGAGAGACGUUGGAUCACGUCCGCAGCGACGACAAGGGCGUCCUCAUCGCCCGAGACACAGACACCGGGAAGAUAUUGAGCUUUGUCAAGUGGGCGAUUCAUGGCCUGCGGCAAACGCGGUCAGAGCCCGAAGACGAAUUCCCGGCUUGUUGCCGGCGGGAGUAUCUCGACUCAUAUGCAGCUCUCACCAAAGAAGCAAGAGUUAAGGUGCUCGGUGAUAAGCCGCAUUACCACGUGUCAUAUCUCUGUACGGAUCCAAAGUUCGGUGGUCGAGGAGCUGCUUCUGGGCUGCUUCGACGAGUUCAGACGGAGGCAGCAGCCGAAAAUGCAGCAGUUAUUCUUGAGGCUACCAUGAACGCCGUGACCUUUUAUGAGAGGCUCGGCUUCAAGGUCCAAGAGAAACUCGAAAUGACUCUCCCAGCACGAGGAUCCAGCGAGCCAACCGAGCUCUACGAGGAGAGGACCAUGGUCUGGGCGCCUUAG